This is a messenger RNA of Penicillium diatomitis, 1506 nucleotides long. Its product is annotated as URC4/urg3 family protein. NCBI's taxonomy places the organism in Eukaryota, Fungi, Ascomycota, Eurotiomycetes, Eurotiales, Aspergillaceae. The coding region runs from base 1 to 1506 and encodes 501 amino acids. The record is from RefSeq and is a predicted model, not a curated record. The transcript has 4 exons.
AUGGGUCUUUUCAAACGCAAUUCCAAAAAUUCCGUGCAGAGUGACAAGGAUGAAGAUGACUCCUUUGUUUCGGUCAACAGCGCCCGUACAUCCAACACAUCGCUCCGAUCGCCGGGGUACAAGGGCAGUGGUCUACCAGCAUCCAUCCCCGAAAUUCCCGUUGCAAGACCGCCCGACCCUGCAUUGGACCCGGCAGCCUAUCUUCGCAGCAUCCACUCCGUGCGCGAACGCGCCAAGAUCGUCCUAGAUGCCGCGAAACGCAAUCAGUUGCACCACUUCGAUGUGGACAUGACCAAAUUCAAGGCCACGGCGCAAUAUGUGGUCUCAAUAAUCAAGCGGGAUUAUGCGCCCGACUAUCAAAAUAUUCCUCCCCACGGCCGUUGGCAACACUUUGACGUUGGUGGCCGGCCACGGAUCAACCAACUUCUUCAAUCAUGGCCAAGCAGUGUCGACUCACAGGAACGGACUCGGCGUCUUAUCGACCUCUUUGUGGUGUCGGUGUUGCUCGACGCGGGCGCGGGCACAAAAUGGUCCUACAAAUCCAAAGAAUCCGGCAAAGUGUAUUCUCGCAGUGAGGGUCUGGCGGUCGCCAGUCUGGAGAUGUUCAAAGCCGGACUUUUCAGCAGUGAUCCCUCAGAACCGUGCCAGGUGGACGCCGCCGGUCUCAGGAAAAUUACGGUGGAGAAGCUGGCCAAAGGGAUGCAGCAUUCAGAGCAGAACUCGCUGGCCGGCAUUGAAGGACGUGCGGGGCUGUUGGUGCGACUCGCAGAGGCGUUGAAUCGCCAGGAUUUCUUCGGCGUAGACGCAAGGCCAGGAAAUAUGCUUGACUACUUGCUAGGCCAUCCGUCAACAUUGGCCUCCUCAGUACCUAUCGUGCCGAUCACGACUCUCUGGUCGGUUCUAAUGGACGGAUUUUCGUCAAUCUGGCCGCCCUCCAGAACACAGAUCGAUGGCAUCGCCAUUGGCGAUGCCUGGCAAUGCUCGCUUCUACCACAGCCACCUGCAGUUCCCGCCUGGGAAGGAAUUAUCCCCUUCCACAAGCUGACGCAAUGGCUGUGCUAUUCGAUCAUGGUGCCCAUGUCAAAACUGAUGGCUAUUCAUUUUGCGGGUAGCGAUCUGUUGACUGGUCUGCCAGAAUACCGAAACGGAGGUCUGCUGAUUGACAUGGGUCUUCUCAGCCUCAAGAGAGCCGACAUGGAGCGUGGUCUUCAGUCCUUCAAGGAGAAUGCACAGAUCAAGGGUCAGCCCAACAUGGAAGUCGUACCCCUCUUCUCCACAGACGACAGUGUCAUCGUCGAGUGGAGAGCUGCCACCGUGGGCUUCUUGGAUGAGCUCUUAGUCGAGGUCAAUCGACAGCUAGGCCUCACUAAUACCGAAGACCAACUUACUCUGGCGCAGAUGCUCGAGGCUGGUACAUGGAAGGGCGGGCGUGAGAUUGCCGAGGUUUCAAGGCCUAACACCAAGGAGCCGCCUAUCAUGAUCCGGUCGGACGGCACGGUAUUUUAA